GGCCAUAAAUAGAAGCCGGAGGGCUAUGGUCAGAGAGUAAAAGGAUCAAAGUUUAGUGGUUGCAAGGCCAUGUUUCUUUUACGAUAUGCUGUGAACCGGUUCGUCAUAUCGUCGUCGAGGAUGAUACAUAACUAUCCCUGUGAUGAGAAGUGCCUGAAAAAUGAUCCUUGGUUCAGAAGACUAAGUAAAGAUCAGUUGAAAGUUGUUCUACCGAUGGUUGAGACUGGAAGUAGUGCUGAAUCAAUUGUUAAAUAUGCAGAAGAAAAUUUCGAAAAGACAAUAACAGUGCAUUAUGUCAAUAAUUUAAAAUAUAAAUUUGUCGAACGUUGUGGAAGUUUAAACGAUGUAAUUGCAACCUUAAGGAACAGUGGAAAAUUGUUCGUCUCUUAUGGGGGUGUUGCUAACCAGCUCACAAAGAUAGCAUUUAGCACACACUAGCAAAUUGUAACGCACAAACAGUUCCCUGAAGUUGUGUGUUUGGAUUCAACAUACAACACGAACAGGGGAAAUUACAAACUCUUUCAGCUGGUUUGUACAGAUAACUGUGGGCAUGGAGUCCCAGUUAUGCUUGCUUGGACCAAGGAAGAGAAGAAGGCUGAUGUAGUGUGGAUACUGGAUCAUUUUAAAAAGAUUAUGAAUGGAACCAGUCAAACGGAAACGUUUGUGGUGGAUUGUGCAAGACCCAUCAUAUCGGCUGUUGAAUUAACGCACCGUACUGCUCACAUAGCUCUAUGCUCCUUCCACGUGUGUAGAGCUAUGUAUAAGAAGACCCGCAAUCCAAUAAUCAAGCAGUACUUAUGUCAACUGGUGCGUGAACAAACAGUAGCUAAGUUUAAUCAGACACGUCGCAUAAUCAGUGUACGCAGCAGACGCAUCGCAGCCUACUUAAACAAGAACUGGAUGAGUAGGAAAGAAACUUGUGCCGCAGCUUUCAAUAGCAAUGUCGUUACAUUGGGUAACAGCACGAACAACCGGGUUGAAAGUGCGCACAGACAACUGAAGAGAAAGUUGUCUAACCGAGACGCGUUGAGUAAAUGUAUGUGGAAGACAUCUACAUGGCAGAGGCAAUUAGGCAAACGUAGGUCAGUACAAUCCAGCUUACACUGUAGUCACAAACGCAGAUACGUAGCUGAAGAUUGCUUAAUGCCUCUACUAAGCAAGCUAACCACCUAUGCUGGCUUUAUAGUCCUUAAAGACUAUAAAAAAGGGGACUGAUGUACAUCGAAAAUAGCCAGUCACCCUUUGUGUUCUUCGUAGAUGGCCAUCAAUGUCCGGUAGUGGAUAUAAGCAACGGCACUUGCACCUGCCGUUUAUUUAAAACCUGUCGAAUUUCAUGUAAGCACAUGGUUUUUACUCAUCUACAAAUGCCAGAGUUCACAGCUGAUUUAGUUUUGAAGCUCUGUUGCAGAUGGACUUGGCAGGCUGUCCAAGGUGUAGAUGGAAAUAUACCAGCUAUUCCGUCUCCAGAUUAUAAUGAAACGAGCAGACUUUAUCGCACUCUACGCAGUAAAAUCCACACGCUCAGUACACUUUUCGGACAGACGACGGUGCAGAACAUACUAAGGCAAUUGAUAGAUCAAGUUGAUGAAUUAAUACGCAUGAGGCGUCUGGCUACAGUUUCCGAACAUGAUAAUCAAUGAACACAAAUCUCGUCAUGUGCGUCUGCUGCGUUGCCAGUUUUUGUUAAUACCUUAUUAAAUAAAAGUCUUGUAUUCAC
This is a messenger RNA of Schistosoma haematobium, 1717 nucleotides long. RefSeq lists its product as uncharacterized. Bases 565 to 1215 code for a protein of 216 amino acids. The transcript is spliced from 6 exons. The record is from RefSeq and is a predicted model, not a curated record. Lineage: Eukaryota; Metazoa; Platyhelminthes; Trematoda; Strigeidida; Schistosomatidae.